Molecule: messenger RNA, 3393 nt
Organism: Symbiodinium sp. CCMP2592
Lineage: Eukaryota; Dinophyceae; Suessiales; Symbiodiniaceae
Source: the annotation of a GenBank genome assembly
GUUCGCUUGUGUUCCAGCGCAGGGGAGAUUGCGAAGAGUCGCAAUCUUGCUUCAGAGAAAGUCAAGGCACUCGGGCACCCUGGCCUGUCCGACACCUUUUGGACAUUUGCAAAGACUGUCCAGCUGCUCAAGGUCGAAAAAGUCCAGGAUGGUGAGGAACAGAACUUGAGGUACAACAACACCUUGUACAACAAGGCCUUACACCAGGCUGCAACAGCAGCUGUUGCAGUGCUGCGGGGUCCAUCCGGUCCCGUGGAGAAGGCUGCCCGGAGAUUGGAGCUGGAAUUUGGGCGGGGCAUCUUGAGCAGUCAGUACUCGAAGUUGAGCAAGCUGUUAUCGCUGACCAACAAGCGCGCAUCUGCUACCAGAAACGCUGUAGACCUGACGGCCUGGAUGAUCGACUCCUUGACGCUGGCCCUGCGCAUGAACAUGGUCACGCCAGCUAAAUGCACCGAGAAGUUUCUGGAUCGAGACCGGAAGACAGGCGAUGCUGGCUUUUGGUUGUCGCGCAUGCUGGUGGUGCAGGUCUUCGAUUAUGCAGCAAAGCUGGCGAACAAGUUGCCUGAGCCGGACAAGGUUAAGCUGACAGGGAUUUUGGCUGAACUCCGUUGCCCUUCCACAGGUUGGGAGAAAUAUCUCUGCCAUGCUGAUGCUGAUCAAGGGGCUGCUGGAGAGGACGACAUGGACGGCGAGGACCCAGAGGACGUGGAGCGCCCUGUUCCGCAGGCCAAGAUUGGAGCUGUUAAAGAGGGUUUCAACAAAGCCAUUGGCAUGCUUUUGGAUUUGCUGCUGGAGCUGAUGUCGGGGAAGUACUACAAGGAUUGCUGCAUGCUGGCUUCGAGUGAAGAUGGCCUUGCAAAGGCAUUUACAGCUGCACAGCUUGGAAGCUCGGAUGACACGGAGCACGAGGAGCCAUGUGCGCUUAUCACUCAGAUGAAGAUCAUUGUCGACAAGUUCGACAACAGCACGAAGUCCGUUGGUGCCACAUCUGCGGCUCCUGCUCCGAGUUUGCUCCAAAGCCUGGCCAAGGCUUCUGAAGCUGACACACCCGAGGAAUGUGUCGAGCGUGAGCGGCAGUGGAAGGCGGUGCAAACGGAACGCCGCAAGUUCGUGUCGUUCUCGGUACCGAACAAGAUCUCGAAGGACUGCCUAGUCAAUGCGUUCAGAGGUUUCGGCAAGGUCUUCACGCACAAGGGCACCUUAAACUCUUCGCACCGCCUGAUCGUUGCCAGUGCGGAUCUCUUGGCAGAGGCUGGUACCGACCCGUGGCUCAAGGGCACGCCGCCAAGCGAGGAAUGGAAAGAGAUCUGUGCCUUUGCCAAAGACAUUUCUGGGCCCGAGGAUUUCGUCGUACUCUUCGACGGCAGAAUGCGGGAAAUUCGCCGCGUGUCCGAAGACCUCCUGCUGAACCAGCAGCACACCGCGGAGUGCACCAUCGUGUACUCAGGUGGGUGCCCGCCGAGAACUGGUCGCACUCGCCGCGUUCCGCUGGCUGCAAAGAAGGUGGAGACAGGAGCGGUUAAGUUCCCGGUCGCACGCACCAAGAUUCAGACGACGAAGAAAGGCUCCUUCACAGGCUGCGGCGAGGCUUCUACGUACCAAGGCACUUACUCAGGCGUGGAGUACCGUGCGGUUUCUGAAAUGCCCCUCGUGUCUGCAGACACCAAGAAGAAGAUCAUUGCUCCGGCAACAACCGGCGACCUCCCGACACCGCCAGAGGACUGGCAGGAUCGCCACGGCUCCGCCGUACCCUUGUUCUGGAACGAGUCGAAGCCGAUAGCAUAUUGGAAUGCCAUCAUUGAGGAGUUUUGCGCGGAGGCAGUGUUUGACCUCACGGCUGGCACCGGUGCUCUGAUGGAGGCAUCUUUGACUGCCGGCAUCGCAUACCACGGGCUUUGCAGCCUCAACAAGGAGCACAUGUCGUGGGUCCAGGUGGUUGCUGAUCGCGCAGCUUGCGGAAUGAUGGCUUUGGAGGGAUCCACUCUUUACUCGGACGAGAAUGCCAAGGCGGUGAAGAAGCAUUUCCCGCACGUUCUGGAGAGCUUGUCCAACCAAGACGACCAGGACGAGGCACCUGCUGAGCCAGAUAGUUCCCAGGCUCUGAGGUUCCCUGCUUGGGUGCGACAUGGGCUGCCGAUGGAGGCCUACCAGACGCCUCUGGGGCAAAACCAGUCUCAAGACGGCUUCUCGUCGGAUGCCCCGGGGGCUGUGAAAGACGGCUUGGUCCCCAAGGCUCGAAGGGCCUUCGUCAUCUGGUUCCAGGAAAACUCCGAAGUCAAGAAAGGCGCUCCCAAGCACGAGUUUCUCAAUGAGAUGAAGCAUCUUGGCGCAGUCUGGCAGGGCAUGACCGACAAGCAGAAGGCACCAUUCAUGGCGAGGAGCAAAGAUGAGUUCAUGGCUCAGCGAAGUGCACUGGCCGUUCUUGGCAUCAGUAUGCGGGGCUCCACGACCAGUGCGGGCGGCCCCGACGAGGCGAAGGACCCCCCUGCCGCUGACGAAUCUGGCGGUCGCGUUGGCCCAUUUGAGCUUAAUGGUGCAAGGGCUCCAAUUGGAGGCGGAGCCUAUGGCAGUGUCUACAGUUGCCAGCAUCCGCAAAGCGGCCUUAACCUGGCGGUGAAGGUUUAUCGUGGCUCCGAUGGCCCCGCGGAUUGCAGGCACGAAGUGGAGCAGAUGAAGCUUCUAAUGAAGGCCGUUCCGCAGCAGAAGAUGAUGCGGUUCCCGCUUCUUGUCAGCUCGGGUGUCACGGGCAGACCUUGGCCAUGGAUGGCUACUAGCCUAUGUGGGCCCAGCCUGGCAACCGCACUUCGAAAUCCUGCGGCGCAUGGCAAGCCGAGGACGUGGUCUGUGGCAGCUCAGCUGAGAAGUGCACUGCAGACCUUGCAUGACGCAGGCAUCCUACACUUGGAUGUGAAACCUGGCAAUGUUCUUUGGUGCCCUUGCACAGAUCAGGUGCAGGUGUGCGACUUCGGCAUGAGUGAGAACAUGGCACGGCUCCAGAAGGCUUCUCAUGCUCCCAGGUUCCUGCAGUAUGUCACGGCUGCCUAUCGACCUCCGGAGCUGUGGCCCGCUCGUGUGAAUGGCGAUGGGGACUGCGGUGUCAGAAAGCAGCUGCUGACUGCAGCUGUGGAUAUGUGGGCCUAUGCUUGCGUGGUGUUUGAGGUGGAGACCGGGAAUCCCUUCAUGCCCAAGGGGGAGGCCGGACUGAGAGCGUGGUGCAAGCAGUGGCCCGAGCUGUGGAAAACACGCAGCGACUUAUCCAAUUGCCCCGCUGCAAGUCACACGUGCUGCACAAAGGUGCUUCGAGCCGGUAAAUGGGGGCUGUUUGUGUUGGUCGGCUGUGCUCCAGACCCCGGAAAGCGGCGGUGGCCGGAGCUCUGUCUGAAUCAGAAAUGA